UCUGUCUGAGGGGAGAAAGAGGAGCGGCGGGAGCCUCCUCAGCCGGGACCAUGUCGUAUAUCCCCGGUCAGCCCGUCACGGCCGUCGUGCAAAGAGUUGAAAUCCACAAGCUCCGUCAAGGGGAGAACCUGAUUCUGGGCUUCAGCAUUGGAGGCGGCAUUGACCAGGACCCCACCCAGAAUCCCUUCUCGGAGGACAAAACAGACAAGGGCAUUUAUGUCACAAGAGUGACAGAAGGUGGUCCAGCAGAAAUUGCCGGGCUUCAGGUUGGAGAUAAAAUAAUGCAGGUGAACGGGUGGGACAUGACGAUGGUGACUCAUGACCAAGCACGGAAGAGGCUGACCAAGCGGAAUGAGGAAGUGGUCCGGCUCCUGGUGACCAGGCACUCGCUACAGAAGGCGGUGCAGCAGUCAAUGAUGUCCUAACUGCACUGUUGGGUCAGGAUGAAGGCGAAUCUAGAACGGGGGCUGGGAAGGACAUUGAUCACAGUUCACCAGUGGACCACAGGCAGAUCUUUUGGGCAAAUGCCACUGACUGACUUCCAAAAAAAUCCCUCCACAGAUGUAACACUGCCUGCACUCUCUGUAGAAGUAAGCUCCAUGUGUACAUAAAGAGGGCACAGAUGCCAUGGGCAUUGCCAGAUGGUCUUUCAGGAGGGGUUUUUUUGGUGGCACAGUUGGACUGCUCUCCAGGCCCCUUCUGUAGCAGAUUUCAAAUCAAGACAGUCCCUGGGAAAGUGAAGACAACUUGAGGUGCCUGGGGCACCUUUGGUUGAGGGUCAGCCCCAAGGGUAGAAGCCAUAUUGAGGUCUGUUUCUCAAUAUGGAAGUCUCUGGUGUAUUCUGCUCAUUAACUCUACCUUGGCACCUGUCUUCCAGGAGUAACAAAAGCCAUCAUGAUACCACAAAUGGGAGGGGCAGUAUUACUGGUUAUUUUGAGGCUUUCUUACUGGUGUGGAAGGUAUCUGUGACUUAAACACCAAAUGCUCUUAACCUAUUUUUAAAGGCAGCCAAAGCACAUUUCAUCUUUGUUAGAAAAGGCAUUAUUGUAAAUAACCUUUUUGAUAUUAUCACAAGGUCUGUUUCUCUAGUCUAAUUUGGAAACUCAAGGCGAACAUACCAAAUGCAGUCUGUAGUAGAUUUCUGGUGUCUGGGUGAAGCCGAAACUUGCUGCACUGCCAAGCCUCCUUGGGAAUUGCCUUGAGACCUGAGUUGGGUACUGAUAGCCCUGCAGCUAGCGGAGGGGCCCCUCUCCUGGAAGAAUCACGUUUGUGCUUUGACAGGUACCAAACGUUGCAACCCGAAACAUCACAAUUGCUCAGACACAGAUAUUAUGAAUCUCUUACAGCUUCUUUGCCACUACUAGGUACACUCUUAAAUUUUAAGGGACUGCUGUGACUAGAGCCUUAAACGUCUUCGGGUUCCUAAAUCAUGCUUUGAAAAGUAAAAGACGACCACUCUUGGUGAGAUUCUUUCUUACCCCAAUUCUGUGUGCAGCAGGGAUUAUCCUGCUACUGCAGUCCCCCUCACAGGCAAAUCAUCUUGGGUUCUUUCAGCCCUUCCAAAGACAGCCUCCGAUUUCUCUUUGUAUUACCCUCUUUGCAAUUGUACUUCCAACUUGUUUUUUUUUAAUGCACUGUAAAUAAUCCUCCUGUGGAAGUUUCACUAACUUAUUUCAGUAUAUUACUGCUAUUCCACUUGUGUGCUGAUUUUUAACCUCAGUCAUAUUUAACUCAGGCUAGGACUGGAGAAGAAAGUGCCCAUCUCCGCCACUUGCUGCCUCCUGGGCUGUGAUUUGUACUGGGGUCUUUUCUAUAACUUAAAACUACAAACCACCUGGUUAGUGCGAGGGUAAGAGCAAGUCCACAUCAGCCUGGUUUCUUGUUUCGGGGGGAAGCAUUUCGUUGGCUAUGCUGCUGCUCUGCCUGACUUUGUAUACAAUAAAAUUCGGCUGGGUUUUCUAGUUUGA
Messenger RNA from Eublepharis macularius, 1967 nucleotides. It is a transcript of the gene TAX1BP3, whose product is annotated as Tax1 binding protein 3. Gene Ontology annotation, cellular component: adherens junction; postsynaptic density; postsynaptic membrane. Gene Ontology annotation, molecular function: protein binding. The transcript has 4 exons. The coding region runs from base 51 to 425 and encodes 124 amino acids. Lineage: Eukaryota; Metazoa; Chordata; Lepidosauria; Squamata; Eublepharidae. The record is from RefSeq and is a predicted model, not a curated record. Gene Ontology annotation, biological process: neurotransmitter receptor transport postsynaptic membrane to endosome; neurotransmitter receptor transport, endosome to postsynaptic membrane.